Debaryomyces hansenii CBS767 is the source of this 2847-nucleotide messenger RNA. It is a transcript of the gene SEC26, whose product is annotated as coatomer subunit beta. NCBI's taxonomy places the organism in Eukaryota, Fungi, Ascomycota, Pichiomycetes, Serinales, Debaryomycetaceae. The transcript has a single exon. The coding region runs from base 1 to 2847 and encodes 948 amino acids. Gene Ontology annotation, biological process: intracellular protein transport; endoplasmic reticulum to Golgi vesicle-mediated transport; intra-Golgi vesicle-mediated transport. Gene Ontology annotation, cellular component: COPI vesicle coat; cytoplasm. The record is from RefSeq and is a predicted model, not a curated record. Gene Ontology annotation, molecular function: structural molecule activity.
AUGGCUGAUAUAGGAUACACUUUGAUUUAUGAGCCUAAUACGGCUGCUAAAACGUCCAUUAAUGAGUUCAAGACGUUAUUGGAAAAGAGCAAAGAUGAUGUAAAGAUCAACACCAUGAAACGUAUUUUAAUCACCAUGCUCAAUGGGGAUCCAUUGCCAGAUUUAUUGAUGCACAUCAUUAGAUUUGUGAUGCCUUCUAGAAACAAGGAAUUGAAGAAAUUAUUAUAUUUUUAUUGGGAAGUUUGUCCAAAGUUGGAUGAUCAUGGAAAAAUGAGACAAGAAAUGAUUCUUGUCUGUAACUCCAUUCAACGUGAUUUACAGCAUCCAAAUGAAUUUAUCAGAGGUAAUACUUUAAGAUUCUUGUGCAAAUUAAAGGAAGCUGAUUUGUUGGAAACGUUGGUGCCUAACGUCCGCCAAUGUCUUGAACACCGUCAUGCGUACGUGAGAAAAAACGCUGUUUUUGCCCUUUAUUCAAUCCAUAAAGUUUCAGAUCACUUAGCCCCAGAUGCUGAUGAAUUAAUUUACAGAUUCUUGUACGAUGAAUCUGAUGCGGUUUGUAAAAGAAAUGCAUUUGUCUGUUUAGGUGAUCUUAAUAGAGAAGCAGCAUUACAAUACAUUCAAGACAAUGUCACACUUAUUGAAACAUUAGAUCCAUUGUUGCAAUUAGCAUUUAUUGAAUUCAUUAGACAAGAUUCUAUUCAAAACCCUUCAUUAAAGCUGCAAUAUGCUCAAUUAGUGACUGAAGUAAUUGAAAGUACUUCGUCCAAUGUCGUUACUUACGAAGCUGCUACAACUUUAACCGUAUUAUCUUCCAGUUCACAAUUAAUCUACUUAGCAGGUAGCAAAUUCGUUGAAUUAGCAACUAAAGAGGCUGAUAAUAAUGUUAAAAUUAUUACCUUAGAGAGAAUCAAAGAACUUCAUAAGCUUCAUCCUAGUGUAUUACAAGAUUUGUCUUUAGAGAUUUUACGUAUCUUAUCGUCUCAAGAUUUAGAUGUUCGUAAAAAGGCUAUUGAUGUGACAUUACAAUUUAUUACCAGUAGAAAUGUUGAAGAAGUUGUUAAAUUAUUGAAGAAAGAACUACAAAGAACUUCGUCUUCCAAUGAAGAUAAAAAUUCAGAAUACAGACAACUAUUAAUUAAUGCUAUUCAUCAAUUGGCUAUUAGAUUCGUUGAAGUUGCAGCAAAUGUUAUUGACUUAUUAUUAGAAUCCAUGACAGACUUGAGUACGGCAGCAGCUUAUGAGGUCAUAACUUUCAUCAAAGAAGUUGUCGAAAAAUUCCCAGAUUUGAGACAAUCUAUAUUGAGUAGGUUAAUUGAAGCUUUACCGUCUGUCAAAAGCGGUAAAGUAUUCCGUGGUUCAUUAUGGAUCAUUGGUGAAUAUUGUAUGGAAGAUAAAUUAGUCCAAGAAGCUUGGAGAUAUAUCAGGUCUAGCAUUGGUGAAGUUCCAAUAUUGGCUAGUGAAAAGAAAUCAACUGAGGGAAGUGAGCAUAAUGAUGAAGAUGAAACAAAUGGAUCUGUCGAAAAACCUAAGAAAAGACCAGUUGUUUUACCUGAUGGCACAUAUGCUACUGAAAAUGCGUUGACUACAGAGAUCAAAACUUCAGUAGAUGAAGAAAAGCCACCUAUUCGUAGACUCAUUUUAGAGGGUGAUUUCUACUUGGGUUCCGUUUUGGCCUCUACCUUAGUUAAAUUAGUAUUAAGGUUACAACGUAAUGCAACUCAAGAAAAAUACUUAAAUGCAUUAAAAGCAGAAGCUAUCUUGAUCAUGGUUUCUAUUUUGAGAGUCGGUGAAUCAUCUUACGUUGAAAAGAAGAUUGAUGAAGAUUCUGCUGACAGAAUUUUCUCAUGUGUAAAAUAUUUGACUGAUGAAACAGAUAGCCAAUUAAUACAGACUAGUUUCUUAGAUGAUACUAAGGAUGCAUUUAAAUCUCAAAUAGAAACUGCUGAACUUAAAAAGGCUGAAGCUGAAGCUAAGGAUUUCCAUGAGAAUGCUGAACAAGUUGAUGAUUCAAUUGUUUUUAGACAAUUUGAUAAAGAUAGUACGGCACGCGGUUCUAACUUGGAUGAUCUUUCUUUGGCUGCUGGUAGUGAUUUAAAGAAAGAAGAUUUAUCCUCUAGAUUAAACAAAAUCUUACAGUUAACAGGUUUCUCGGACCCUAUAUAUGCAGAAGCAUUUGUUAAGGUCCACCAAUAUGACGUUGUUUUAGAUGUUUUAUUGGUUAAUCAAACAACUAACACCUUGCGUAAUUUAUCUGUUGAAUUUGCUACUUUAGGUGAUUUGAAAGUUGUUGAUAAGCCUGCAACCGCGAAUAUUGGUCCACAUGGAUUCCACAAGAUCCAAACAACAAUCAAAGUUACGUCAGCAGAUACUGGUGUUAUUUUUGGUAACAUCGUAUAUGAUGGUCAACACUCAGAUGACUCAACUAUAGUCAUCUUGAAUGACGUUCAUGUUGAUAUUAUGGAUUAUAUUAAACCUGCAACUUGUACUGAAAGUACAUUCCGUAAAAUGUGGAAUGAAUUUGAAUGGGAGAAUAAGAUAACCAUCAAAGCACAAAUGGAUUCAUUAAAGGAUUACUUGGAAGAGAUGAUGAAGGGUACAAAUAUGAAUUGUUUAACCCCGGGUGCCAUCAUUGGCGAAGAAUGCCAAUUCUUGUCAGCCAAUUUAUAUUCUCGCUCGUCAUUCGGUGAAGAUGCAUUAGCUAACUUGUGUAUCGAAAAACAGAGUGAUGGACCAAUCAUUGGUCAUGUUAGAAUCAGAUCUAAGGGUCAAGGUUUAGCAUUAUCGUUGGGUGAUAGAGUGGCUUCUAUUUCUCGUAAAGCCCAAAAGGCUAACAUUACUCGUGUUUGA